UAUUAAAAUGGAUUUUAAAAAAUUAAUACCUUUUAAUUGUAUAGUGCUCCUCACUAGUAGCCCUGUGAGACGAUUUCUGAUUUCAGCAUGGAUUUUGCAUAUGUGGUUGAGCUAAUCAAAGCAAAUGUCUCUUUUCUGUAAUUACCAACAAGGUUUGAUUAACUUGCACAGCAUUUCAUUUGUAAUAAGCUACAAUUAUACAAAAGAAAUCUGUCCAUAUCAGUCCAAAAUAUAUUUUUAUGAUUCAUUGUUCCUCAGAUUAAUUUCACAAACAUUCUUUGUGGACUCAAUUUAAUGAAUAUUUUCCUUUGAUUCAUGAAAAAAAAGAAAAAGAAAAAGAAGAACAUGAUGGAAUGUGGACAGUAACCAGAGUCUAAAGUCUGAUAGAUAAGUGUAUAUAAAAGUAAUGUGAUCUUUGCUUGAUCACCGCGUAUGACUGGAUAAAGAUGGAGGGGAGUCCAGUGGCUGUGCACGCAGUCUGCAUUCUCCUGGCUGUUCUCAGCUUGGGACUCACAGAAAUGUUUGUGAAGGCAGCGGCAGGACAUCAGGGCGUCUUUGCUGGUUUGUUUCAGACAACCACACAGAAUGUUUUAAAAACAUUCCCCAUUGAAGUCUCUCUGGAUGGCUGGGUUGGUUCAACCUGGAUUAUAUUGAAUGUGUGGACAGCUGGGUGGCUUGUGUAUGCCUUCUCUACGGUCAUCCGAAGGAACAUAUUUGGUCCAAUUUGCUGCAACCCUGAAAUCCAUCCUCCAUCUAAUUAUUUGAUUUGGAUUUUUAUCAAUACUUUAAGGAUUUGCUGGCUGUUCCUCUGGGAUAGACAAUACAUUUCAGUAGCCAUUGGUGUGAAAAUGCUUGUCCCAAUCUGCAGCUAUUAUAUGCUGUUUGUUUCUUAUCGCAACCUUCAUCGACAUAACACUUGGCUUACAAUCAACUGCCCAAAUGAAAGAUGGUACAUUCGGUUCAUGACUCAAAAUGGACUGGCUCUCUUUGCAUCCUGGACUUUCAUAGAGGCCCUGAUAAAUGUGGGCGUGGCUCUGAAGUACAGGGUGGGCCUCCCGGACCCACUCGUCAGUGCAAUAGUUCUCACAGUGCUGCUUUUGGGGAUGCUUCUCUGGUUUGUUUUUGAAAGCUUCAUCUUUUCGCAAUAUAUCCUCUACACCUUCACGGUUUUCCCUGUGGCAGUUCUUUGUCUGGGUGCGAUGUUCACGAACAGCUAUCGCUUUGAUGACUUAGCACCAAUCACCAUUUAUUGUGGAUUCCUGAUGAUUGUCGCCACAGUUCUGAAUUCCAUCCGUUUAGUUGCGGUCUGCUUCUACAAACAGACAAAACCCACGAUUCUCUCGCUACCUUCCUUUCCACCAGCAUAUAACGGUGAGCCUGUGCAUAAACUGAAGGUCCAUGAGAAUAUGAGUGGCAAGUCUGGUGUUGUAAAUAACCAGUUCUCUGAGAACUGACAAAGAUUAAGUAUUUAUAAUACGUAUCAUGGAGGUCCUCGGGAGUGUCUAUGUUCAUCAACACAUAGCAACUCAUCGUUCAACAUUAGAUUACAUUAUGUCGGCUUGCCAUUGAAGGCUGUGGAAGAAUAUAAUGUUAUUUCUAUGCCAAAGGAAAAAAAAAACUUUAACAUUAAAAGUUAUUGUGUAGAUGGUUUAAGGUUUAUUUGACUAAACUUCAUGGUCAGCUCAUAUUAUAGCAUUUGCCUAGUUUCCCUCUUACACAGCUGGGGGAACCAUUGUGUAUCUUUAACAAACAACCCCAGCAAAAACAACGUAGCAACCACAGCCGGCAGUGGCUAUGGGCAGGAGUGGGCUCAGCCCACCCAAACGUGCGUCUUGCCCACCCAAUCAAAAGUUAAAAAUAAAAAAUAAAAAAUCUGAUGCAGUGUACUGCCGGUUGAUUUAAUUAGUGCUAUUAGCCCCCCCGUCGACCGCACUGGGUGACACCAACCCUAGUGACUCCACUAUGCCCAAGUUGCCCACCUAUUAUUUCUACCGGCCCACCUUAAUAUAGCAGGCUAGAACCGGCCCUGGGCAACAGUUCUGCCUCAUACCCUAAAAUACAAAUGGGUUGUUAGUGCAUGUAUCUGCACCAAACGUAAUAAUGUAGGCUACAAUAAAUAGGUACAAAUACAUGUAAGCAAACAGACUUCAUGUUAUAUCUUCAAAUAUUCUGUAAAAAUUGAAGAAAUGUACACUCAGAUACUGCAACUUGAAUAAAAUUUCUGCAUACACCCUU
Molecule: messenger RNA, 2235 nt
Organism: Anguilla anguilla (European eel)
Lineage: Eukaryota; Metazoa; Chordata; Actinopteri; Anguilliformes; Anguillidae
Exons: 7
Coding region: 447-1454 (335 amino acids)
Source: RefSeq, a predicted model, not a curated record